UUUAAGAUUUCCUGUUUCCCCCUCAGGCAGGGCUGAAGCGAAGGGGAGUGAGUCACACGCACUUCCACAAGCAGCCGAGCUGCAGCCUCGGCCGGGGCCUCUCCGGCUCUCUCUCUCGCCGCCCCCCAAGAGCUUUGCCGCUCCCCGCUCGCCCCCCUCGGAAGAGCCCCGGCUCCCCCCACCCCACCCUCCGUGCCUUAGCGUCGCCGCUGGGCGGCAAAAGGGAUUUACAAUGAGCUGGCUUCCCAAGCCCGUUUUGUUGUGGGCUCUCCUCAACAGCACCGCUCACCCGCUGAUCCGGGUCACAGCUGAAGGGCAUGCAGCUAAGAUGCUUCAUGGUGCAGUCCCACUACGGGGACUUUGCAAGUUUUGUGAUGUUAAAUCAACAACCUGCACAAAUGAAGGUCAUUGCUUCAGUGAUUGCAACAUCACUUCGAUUUGUGAAGAUGUGAAUGAAGUAUGUGCCGCAGUAUGGAGAAAGAAUGAUGAAAACAUAACCUUGGAAACAAUAUGUCAUGAUCCUAAACAAGACCUUCAUGGGUACAAACUGGAUGACUUCAAUUCCAAGAAAUGUGUGAUGAAAGAAAUGAAGGAUGCUGGUGGCUUGCUGUUCAUGUGCUCCUGCAGUGAUGAAGAAUGCAAUGAUGAACUUAUUUUUUCAGACAAAUUCAACUCAAGUGUAGAAGAAGUAAAAGAUGUGAUUUCUAAAGUUGCAAUAAUAAGCCUUGUCCCAUUGCUUGUGGUAACUGUCGCUGUGAUUCUCAUCUUUUACUGCUACCGUAUUCAGAGGAGAAGGAAGCUCAACAAGGCAUGGGAGAAGAAUGUGAAAUCCAAGAAGCAUAAAGACUGUAGCGAUGUUUGUGCCAUGUUAGAUGACAACCAUUCUGACAUUAGUUCUACUUGCGCUAACAACAUUAACCAUAAUACUGAACUGUUGCCCAUUGAAUUGGACACCCUUGUGGGCAAAGGGAGGUUUGCAGAAGUCUAUAAAGCAAAACUGAAGCAAAAUACAUCAGAACAGUUUGAAACAGUGGCGGUCAAGAUCUUCCCCUAUGAAGAAUAUGCCUCUUGGAAGACCGAGAAAGACAUCUUCUCAGACAUAAACCUGAAGCAUGAGAACAUCCUUCAGUUCUUGACAGCAGAGGAGCGCAAAACAGAUUUAGGCAAACAGUAUUGGUUGAUCACUGCUUUCCACUCAAGGGGAAACUUGCAAGAAUACCUCAUAAAACACAUCAUUAGCUGGGAGGACCUCUGGAAACUGGGUGGCUCUUUGGCUCGUGGGAUUGCCCACCUUCACAGUGACCAUACACCUUGUGGCCGACCCAAGACGCCUAUUGUCCACAGAGAUCUAAAGAGUUCCAAUAUUCUGGUGAAAAAUGAUCUAACAUGCUGCCUCUGCGACUUUGGGCUAUCUCUGAGGCUGGACCCUACUCUCUCUGUAGAUGAUCUGGCUAACAGUGGGCAGGUUGGCACAGCGAGGUACAUGGCUCCUGAAGUCCUGGAAUCCAGAAUGAACUUGGAUAAUGUUGAAUCCUUCAAGCAGACGGAUGUCUAUUCCAUGGCUUUGGUUCUCUGGGAAAUGACCUCUCGCUGCAAUAGUGUUGGAGAGGUGAAAGACUAUGAACCACCGUUUGGAUCUAAGGUGCGAGAACAUCCUUGCGUUGAAAGCAUGAAGGACAACGUUUUGAGGGACCGAGGUCGACCAGAGAUACCUAGCUCAUGGCUCAACCAUCAGGGCAUCCAGAAGGUCUGUGAGACUCUUGUUGAAUGCUGGGACCAUGAUCCUGAGGCCCGUCUCACUGCACAGUGUGUAGCAGAGCGGUUCAAUGAUCUCGAAUACCAGGACAGGCUGUCAGGAAGAAGCAGCUCAGAAGAGAAGAUCCCAGAAGACAGCUCUGUGAACAGUGCCAAGUAGCAAUGGAUACAAACUUGGACAGAAAAGAGGAACUGCUCUUGGCUUUGUGCAUAAAUUUGCAACAGGAGGAGACACUGGUCCUUAGUCUUGGAUGUGCUUCCUGUGGCAUCGAGGAAUCCCACCUCUCCCUUUACUCUGCUGCUCCCAAGAAAAGUUCUUAUUUUAUGGGAAGCUGUGAUGGGGCAGGGUGUCAUGCCACAGCAGUGGCUGCUUUGACUGUGUCAUAGGAUAAGCUAUGUUAGUGUUUCCUCACAGAACAAGAUUGUACAAAAUGCCAAUUAUAUUUGCACUUUAUCAAUGCCUGUAUAUAACUAUGGAAGAUAUAUAUAUCUCACACAUACACAGCAAAGCUCUGCCAGGAAGUCUUCCAGGAAGCUAACGAUAGGUAAAAGAAUUGCAGAAGGGAUGGUUAGGAUGUCUGCCAAGACGCUGGCAGCAACAGUGCCUUAUGUGCCUCACCCAAUGCAAAGGAACAGUGGGAAGGUGCUGCUAAACAAUGAAUACUGUACACAGCUGCACUCCUUUUGUGCAGUUGAGAAGCAAGGGAUAGGGAUGGGUUUCGCUGUGCUAGAGCCCUUUUUAGCACAUUUGUUACAACUAUGCAAUGAUGUUUCAGCUGGUUCUUGAACAUCCAGAGUGCACAUUCAGCUGACCUUUUGGGUCUAAUUUUCUUCAAAAUCUUACUGAGUUUAGAAUGGGGAAUGGGUCAGGGGAUACUUUUAGUUCCUGUAGAGAGAAUUGCUAAUUUCUUCUGUCUUUCUUUGAGUUUGCACUUCAUGUCAGCAGCCUCUCCGACUUGGAGAAGGGAGGCUUCCCUGCUUUAUGAAAUCAGGCAGGGCCAAUUAGAAGGGAAACAGAUGUUUUGCAUUUGCUGUGCAUUCUGACACAAAAUGAGACUUCUCCUUCCUCCCUCUUUUCUGGGAUCAGUAACAUCAUGUCUGGUUCCUUGAGCCCCUUACGUUCACACUUGAUUUCAUGCCUGGUGCAUAAGAAGGGGGGAUGGUGCAUGAUGCUGUGGAAAAUAUUUGCUACACGUUAAAGGUGUGUUUCAGUUUUCUUUUAACUUGAAUUCCGGUCUCCCCAGCCAGCCUGCAGUCAUUCAGAACCGCUGGCAAUAUGAUUACAUUCCUAAACUUGAUCCCCACAGGGCAUGGAUUACAUUCUUUCAGUCUUCCAAAAUAUUUAGAUUUGGAGCUGGCCUCUUGAGGGAUUUUAACUGAUGGAAUUUUAACAGUCAAUGCUUUCCUGCUUGAUCAUCAGGGUCUCUGAACUUUGGAGCUCAAGUUAGCUUGGUGGAGCAGGACAUGGAGGUUGUCAUCAAGUGCCUUCAGUGCCUGGGUGUUUUUGUUUUUAAAAAGUCUUUAAGGAAAUUGUUACCAAUACAUAAGUGAACUGUUCAACCCCAGAAACAAUCCUGCAAAAUUAAAAGAUUUAUAUCAAGUGCAAUCCCAAAUCUUUUUAUCUUAUAGGACAUUGAUUUUUUUUAAAAAAAAAAUUAGGAACAUUUGCUUUGUAUAGCCAAUAGGAGAAAAUGUAUAUUCACAUAGGAGUUAAAAUUUAUGAUGAAAAAUAUUUAUUUUUAAAAAGCUUUUUGCAUUUGCUUUUAUAUUAAAAAGAAAUAUUUCCGCAUCCAGAGGGCAGGAGAUCAACAAUUAAAAUGAAAUUCUAACCACAAUAGCAACAGACUUUGAACUGUGGAGCUCACUGGCAAACUGGGAGUAUAUUGCGAUAAUAACAUUCCUAAACAGAGCUAGGAUCUUGUGACCUCUAGUGGUGGUUUCUUGCAGUAGCACCUUGGAUUAUAACUGCACAAGGAAAAGGAAAUAUUACCACCAACUGGAAAGUGGGGAGUAUGUACACUUAAGAUCUAAACCAAUAGUUUCAAAACCUGUUUGACUAACAUGCCUUCCAUUAGGAACUCUGGUGAUCAUAGUUUUAGGAGGACAUAGACUUUUUUUUUUUAAAAAAGUUUGUGCCAUAGAACUACAAUUCCCAGAGUUCCUUAGUAGACAGUGGUGAAAGUCAAGCAAGGUUGAAACUGGUUUAAAUUUGUGGUAUACCCUGGACCUUCACUAUGUUGUGUUUGAUAUUUCUCAUGACAUGACCCUAUUACCUUUGGUUUAAAGAGUGAGAGAAUCCAACAGUUCCUGACAACUCUUUUUUUUUUUUUUACUAUUAUAUAUAAAAGGAAAUGUUAAUUCCUCCAUGGAACACUUACAUUGUACAUCGUGUAUAAAAAUAGGAAUGUGAACAUAUAAUCUUGCUUUUCCAAAUGUUUCAAGCACUUACAAAUGUUUUUGUAUAAAUAAAAUGUUUUAGAUUAA
Messenger RNA from Heteronotia binoei (common prickly gecko), 4239 nucleotides. RefSeq names its product transforming growth factor beta receptor 2 (gene TGFBR2). The transcript is spliced from 7 exons. NCBI's taxonomy places the organism in Eukaryota, Metazoa, Chordata, Lepidosauria, Squamata, Gekkonidae. The coding region runs from base 233 to 1915 and encodes 560 amino acids. Gene Ontology annotation, molecular function: metal ion binding; SMAD binding; activin receptor activity. Gene Ontology annotation, cellular component: plasma membrane; signaling receptor complex. The record is from RefSeq and is a predicted model, not a curated record. Gene Ontology annotation, biological process: transforming growth factor beta receptor signaling pathway; heart development; cellular response to growth factor stimulus.